Messenger RNA from Fimicolochytrium jonesii, 3154 nucleotides. RefSeq lists its product as uncharacterized. The transcript has 19 exons. Bases 100 to 3033 code for a protein of 977 amino acids. Lineage: Eukaryota; Fungi; Chytridiomycota; Chytridiomycetes; Spizellomycetales; Powellomycetaceae. The record is from RefSeq and is a predicted model, not a curated record.
AUGGAAACGUGGGAAAACGCUACUCUGUUAGAGAAGAAGUAAGGACAGACUGCGAAGCGAACGCACGAUACGGGAGCACGGCAGCCCAGGGAAAGAAGAAUGGAUACCCUAUUGAAGCUGUCACGGGCAGGCACAAGCACCCUUCCUGAGAUCAUCGCGGACUUGAGACUCAAAGGUCGAAAAGCAGCUUGUUCCUACCUCUCGUCGCUGCUGGAGAAUGUGUCCUUCACCUGCCCGCACGGCCAUACAGCAGCCUCAUUCGCAGUAGAGCUGCUCACGACUGCAUCGGACGGCACGCCGGGUGUCAUUGAGCUGAGUGAUCGACAGGACGCUCUCGUCAGGAUAGCUGCCAAGAUCUACAUUGCGCUCGAUCUGACCCUGCAAGAGCUUGAAACAUGCGUCCCCGCACAGGCAGUGCCGUACACUUUACUGGCUUUGGAUGCUCAGCAGGAUCCAUCAGCGCAUCCGCAUCCUGUCCGAGAUCCUUUGGUUCUUAUUAGCCGCCAUCUUCUCCGAACUGUGGCGGCAGGUCAUCAGGCCGGCAUGGACAUCACACGGAUUACCACGCAUGCGGAAUUUGUGGAAAAGACCAUCGAAUCGUUACGGCCAGAGGCAUGCACGCUCGAUUGCGCCGUCGCAUGCCAAUUAUCCUACGAAGCCGGCGCAUACCGUUUCGCGCGGGACGAGUUUGACCUGGCGGGCUCUUUAUUCCGUACCUCGCGCGAACUUUGCGAUCAAAUGUCGUCUGCCCACCAAGUCAUCCCAUACUGCACAAUCACCCCUUCCGAGAUCGACCCCUACGUAACAGCAUGCCAUGGCGCCGUCACCGUCAAAUCCCCCGAUACCCCACCAACACAGACCGCCAUCACCACUGAAGGCGAUGCACUAGCAUUCAUCACCAAAUCCCGCACGACCAAAACUUUCGACAUCCCUCAACUCGAAGACCUCUUCCUAUCUGAGAUUGGACGACGCGCGGUCCCGCUGGAGAUGAAAAAAGCGGUCGUGGAGGAGUGUCGUGCCGCGGGACGUCAGAGCGAGGCAGCGUGUUUGGCGACGUGUAUUGCGUUGGGGACUGGGGAUGCGUUCGAUAUCCCCUCCUCCAUUAUCACCGACCUCCAAACCUCACCCACCACUUCCCAACCCCUCGCCGCCGUCUUCACCCGGGCCACCUCCAAAAAGUACAUCCUACCCCCUAUCCCACAAACAGCCUUAUCCCUCUGCCAUCGCGUCAGUCGCCCCGACAUCUGGGAAACUUUCAUCUCCACCGGCAUCGUCCCCCCAUCAUCAUACACACCGCACCACCUUACACCACCAACUAAACCCCCGACCGUACCAACACCCGCCCACCUCCGCAUGCACCUCCUCACCACCCUCCCAUCCACCCCAGACCUAUCCCUCUACCUCAGCCCCACCCUAUCCAUCCCGCCGCACCACCUCCUCCCCGUCAUCCACUCCCACGCCCGCACCGCUCUCAAAAAUCAGAAUUACACCCUAACAGAACAACUGUUAUCCAUCAUCCCCCACCUCCUGGCCGGAUUACCACUGGGAACACCCCAGGUGAUGGAUGAACGUAUGAUCGCGGAACUGAGGCACAUGCAAAUGACGGUGGAGCUUUGGAAACUCGCGGGUGUGUUUGAGCACGCGAAUGAUGCUGGGACGGGCCAGCAGCCGGAUUUAAGGUUUCUUGAGGUUUUGUUUACCGGAUUGGGGAAGGAGAAGUUUUUACCCGACCUGCAGUUCAUGGAACAUAUAUUCAUAAUCCUCGUCCGUCGCGGCGGGCUGUAUGACUACAUCAAAGCGCUGGCGACGCAUUUGUUGACGUUGACGCAGAAUGCGGCUUUUGCUCACCCGGAUAGAGCAAGUGUGUUGUGUCUGCUUGCUGAACUGGUCGCGUCGUGCGUGCUCGUGUUCUCGCAUUUGCCUGUCGGUGAAGAUGACAUAAAAACCCUCCAAUCCCUCGCCACCGAUCUGCCCAAACUCGCCGCGACGAAAGAGGCCAUAUUCCGCCUCGCGACCUUGUUGGGAAAUCCGGGGAUUGCGACGCAGCAUGAAGCCCACCGCCACCUCCUAACCAUAAUCCUCAAAGCCGUGCCCCCACCGCAGCUGACCGUGUUCCUGCAGUGUUUGAGCGGGGUGGUGGUUGGGUUGCAAGCGGGCGCUGGUGUGGAUGUUGUCAGACGCAUGGAACUCCACGGGCCCUGGGCCCAUCUGACGGACAAUACCGGUGGAAGCGGUCCAUUGCCUCCCAGUCUGACACCCCACCUGCCCGCCCUGCGCACACCCAUCCCCACCCAGUCCCAGCUCACGGCGCAAGCUGUGCCGUAUCUUGUGGUGUUUGUGAAGGGGGUCUAUGCGCGGUUGCUUGAUGCGGAGGAUGAUGGUGAUGAUGGCGGGAAACGUGUGGAUGUGCGACUGGAUAGAGCAACGAACCUGGUCCGGAUCGCAGAGUGUUGUUGCGUGAGCGCGGAGUGGCGGGAUGCCCUUGGGUGUUAUAUGGACGCCCUAGCGAUCCUGUCAAUGGAUUUCGGUAACAUGCCCGCCAUCGAGCAUCUGUGGGGAACGGCCGUGUUGCCGAAGAUGGUAUUGUGUGCCGAGAUGUGUGGAGAACACCUAGCAGCAGCAACCCUCACCCAACUUUCCCCGACCCUGAACGUGCUGACCGCGUUCGAGUGUGUCGAGAAGGCUCUGGAUAGACUGUUCCCCUCCGAGUCGUCCCACUCGACGGGGAACGAUGACAGGGAACAUGACGAUGACGAGAACUUGCAAAUGGAACGCGAGAUGCUGGCGCGGGAUGGUGGGUAUCAGACUGGCGUGGUGUCGGUGUUGUGGAAUGUGGAUGUGUUGGAGUUUGGCAUUGCUACAUUGAAACGACGCGGAACGGCGCCCGAGAUGCUCAACCUCCUCAUAAAAGCCACGGCCCGCCCCGAACUCUCCUGCAUCUCCCUCCCGGGCGCGAAAGAGGCGUAUGUCGGGCUUGUGCUCGGGCGGUAUUUGCGGUGGUUGAGGGCCCGUGUUGGUGCGGCGGGGGAGUAGAUUUGGAGUGCGCGCUGGUAGGUGGUGGUGUUUCGGGCUUUUUGGACGGAUGAGACUGAUGUGUAAAUCAGAUGUCUUUAUAUAUGCGAACGCGAACAGUCCCAAAAUGUGCAUGACAUUG